AUGACAGUCGAGUCCCUGCGAGCAACUUUGCGCAAAGGCAAUCCUCGCCCGAGCCCUGGACCUGACAACUGGGAAAAGUGUAACUUCUUGCUCAACAUCCCUUUCACAUGGCUCAAUUCACUUCUUAUCCCUUACCUCGCUAGACUUCGUGUCCUUCCCAAAGGGCAGGUUGCAACACAACUGGGUGUUCAAGGAAGGGACCUGACAUCCUUUCUUUCGCAGUUGGAAUGUUGGUCAAAUCGUCAUCACACACCAUUAUUCCUCCUUCGCAGAGACCAACAGAAAGGCUUCGACAAACUCGAACCUCAAGGAUUUUAUGACGCCAUCACUGCUUACGUCACUGUCUCCUCCAUCCAGCAUAUGGAUCAUAGGGAGCAUGUCCCAGCUGACCGCCUAUCACUUGCGCUUGCAAUGUGCGAGGCAACAGAUGACUCCUUGCUUUUUGCAGGGAGUCUACCAUCACUCGAACGGUCUUGUUUGGCAAUGGAGCGUUUUCAGGCUGCCUAUGGAUGGCUCACCAAUUGGGACAAAUCAGCGGUGUUUGUUCUCAAUGUCCCUGAUCCUCCGAUGUCUCUUUCACUGCCCUCUGUGUGGCCCGCUGACCCGACUUCACCAACAGUGUGUAUGCGCUCUGUUCGCGUGAUUACAUCUCACGUCGAAUUUUUGCGUGUGUCUGUCAAUGAUCCACUCACACAGUUUGCAAAAAUACGUGACAUCAUUGUUUCAUUCAGUUUCCCUCGUAUGCACUGCCAAUUACCACUCACUGCUCUACGUCGCAUUAUAUCACAGUGUCUCGUGUCUCGUAUUCGCCCCCUUCUUGCCUUCCAGCCAGUAACAAGAAUCCAAGCACAACAACUGGAUCAUAUGAUUGCACGACAUGUGCACGACUACUACCGCUUCCCAUUCCAUUUCAAUUCCACACUUCUCUCCUUGCCCACUGACCUCUUUGGCAUGGGCUUUCCCUCCAUCUCCCGUCUCAAUGACACACUCGCACUCCAGGUAACCGCCGCAACAGGCUCACUUGUGGGGUCUUUGGAUAACUACGCUAACGGAGCAACCAUCCUCCACGGGGAAGUGUACGGUCUUAUCGUAUCCGCUUUGUUGGCUCGUUCAGGUGGUGUGCCAAACACCACAAUUCACAGUGAUCAUCUAAAUGCUGUACGCAUUAUGGAAUCAAGCAUCGUCUCGCCCCUUCUACCCCACUCCUGGUCUACAUUACCCACAUGUUCACUCUAUCGUUGGCUAUCAUCCAUUCUAUCAUCCUCUUCUAAUCCUCCCACUCUCUCACACAUCAAGGCUCACACCACUUCAUCCUCCCUUCCUGCCCAAGCUAAUGUGAUUGUCGAUACAUUUGCUCGUGAUUCUCAUACUCGAUUAAUUCGCCCUUAUCCUGUUCCGUCCGCGACAUUUACACUCAAUACUUUCUCACUAUAUUCUUCGACUUCAAAAUUCAUUGAUACCCUUGCGCUGCCUCUUUAUGACUCGCAUGCUCCACCAGAACACCCAUAUGUGCGCACACCAUAUGCAUUUGCGGCAUUGGUACAACUCUAUGCACGUGUGUUUUUCACUCGUCUGCAAAAUACCUCUCCAUGGUGCCGCUUUGGAUGCAAGUGCUUGGAGACUCCACACCAUCUAUUUGUCCAGUGUUUUUUAGAUUCAGAGGCUGAUAGAUAG
Messenger RNA from Suillus discolor, 1674 nucleotides. RefSeq lists its product as uncharacterized. Lineage: Eukaryota; Fungi; Basidiomycota; Agaricomycetes; Boletales; Suillaceae. The coding region runs from base 1 to 1674 and encodes 557 amino acids. The transcript has 7 exons. The record is from RefSeq and is a predicted model, not a curated record.